Molecule: messenger RNA, 915 nt
Organism: Necator americanus (New World hookworm)
Lineage: Eukaryota; Metazoa; Nematoda; Chromadorea; Rhabditida; Ancylostomatidae
Exons: 7
Coding region: 1-915 (304 amino acids)
Source: RefSeq, a predicted model, not a curated record
AUGUAUGCACAUGAUUCCGCUCAGAUCUACACCUACCAGGACCUGUAUUACUGUAAGAUUUGUGAGGACGUGAAAGAAUUCACCUCGUCCACGCCGUACGAGGAGGAGACUGUACCGAGGAACCAACGGUUCCUUGAGCUAAUGGACGAUGAUUGUCAUGGUCAAUACUACCACCAAUAUGGGCGGUAUCCAUACAUUACUGUACCACAUCACAGAGCAGCCUACGUGAUUCCAAGACGGCAUUUCGACGAGGAAUACUCGGAUUACUAUCGAGACUACAAGUCACAAUCCAGGGAUUACGAUCGCCGGCUGAAAACCUAUCAGCACUCGCUGUACUACAUCCGAGUGAUGGCGUACAUUCAGAUUUUUAUAGCCGGUGUGUUGUUGGUAUCUGAUGUAUCGAGGAUUGUGUUAUUAUGGACGUUUGUACAAUCUGCAGGGACCAUCAUAGAAAUGAUCUGCCAACUGUCUUUCCCGUUGUUCACUUUGAUUUUGGGAUUCCUAUCGCUCACCACUGCUUUGUCACCGUCAAGCGUCCUUUCAAAAUCCGUUGUCAUUCUUCUUCUAGCAACUGUCAUCCCUAAUUUUGUGUUCCCAAAACAAGCAGCUUUCAUUACCUCAGCUGUAGAUGCAGUAGAAGUUGCUCGUGCAUCCGAUCGGACGUACAUGAAACAGGUUACUGUGGAUAUGAGCAUGGGUAUGAUUCGCUCGGAAACACAUCAUAAACUCUUACGACUGCUUUCUUCUAUGGGUUCCAGAUGGCCGUUAGGCAUUCAGGAUCUCAGUUCGUUGCCUGGCGAUUUUCUACUGCUGCUGCAGUAUCUUCUCGUGUCCUACGCAAUGUUCUCAUUUCUUCAGCUGGUCGUUCAAGUGGCCACCAUUUAUUUUCUCGUUCGACUUCUCACAGUUCAAUGA